Drosophila subpulchrella is the source of this 3534-nucleotide messenger RNA. It is a transcript of the gene Brca2, whose product is annotated as breast cancer type 2 susceptibility protein homolog. Bases 76 to 3417 code for a protein of 1113 amino acids. The record is from RefSeq and is a predicted model, not a curated record. Gene Ontology annotation, biological process: double-strand break repair via homologous recombination; regulation of DNA-templated transcription. The transcript is spliced from 3 exons. Lineage: Eukaryota; Metazoa; Arthropoda; Insecta; Diptera; Drosophilidae.
CUUGCCUAUCGAAGUGCAACCACAAUAACAUUACACUUGUUUAUUUUUGAUUUAAUGCGGUGAUUUAAGUUAAUAAUGGACCAGGAUCGGGCACCUGCGAGUCCUGCGACGGAGAAAGACAAAGCCUAUGCAAUAAAAAACAUUUCCCGCGAGAAAGAAUCCCAUACAGGGGAAAAACCAACAGUGGAAGAAACAGGUAGUCGUAGAUUACCUGGUAAUAUAAUGGCUGAAAUGGCCAAAAUAUACCAGGCAGAUCGACAGAACAGCUUGAGAAUAGGACGAGAUCAGGGUCACAACCGGAGAAUGGCUCACAGCACUGACUUCGUCGCCUUGGAGGAUCUACUCCUGGCCCAUUGCGAUCCCACGCCCGAAGAGGUGGUCGAGAACAUCCGGCGGGACUUCUGUUCAUCUCCCACAUACGUGGAGGACGAGGAUGAGCCACCCUGUGAAUCAGAGCCAUGGUUUCGCUUUCGCCGAAAAAGGAUCAAAACCUACAUCGGAAGGAGGAUCCCCAAAAAGGAGGACUUGCCUGAGGUAGUGGAAAACGAAGAACAGGAUCGGCUAAGCUGCUCCUCGGGCCUGUCCGUGCAGGAGGAUCUUAAUGAUACUUCCUUAUCUGUUGUUUGCGACAUGGAUGUCAAUACAUCGCAGAAGAUCCGCGAAAACCUGCUGAACCUAAGUCAAUACUUUUCCCUGAAAAGCACAGGCCCAAAUCCCAAAAUAGAUCUUCCAUCUAAGGCAAGAAGGGAUUCCGAGAAACCCUCGUGUUCCCGGAAACUUCGCAAUGGUCUUUCAGACUCUGAUUCAUCUGCGGAAUGUACCAAUACUGAAAUGCAGAGCCUGAGAGAUGACCUGCUGGAGAACGGCUUCACUUUCGAGGCCUCCCAAAUCUGUGAUAUCAAGCCUCAAGUUCCAGGACUCUUGGGUGACACUCUAUUCGGAGAUAGUAGGCAACCUACGACCAUUUCGCAUUCCCAAUUGGAAGUCAAGUGCGAUGAAUGGUCUGAAGCAGACUCGUUCUUGGACGACUACAACACUGAAAAGAUGACAUUAGAUGAUGAGGAUUCUAAACCAAAUGUGAAUCAAUUAAAAACGGAACCUGCGCCCGUGAAGGUAGAGAUCCCGGACGUCUCAGUAUUAGAUGACAUCCCAAUCAGCGAGUGGUUAGUUGAAAUGGAUGUCCCCGACAAAUCGCUAGAGGAAAUCAAAGACUCAUCCGAAGAUAUCGUUAAACUGGAGCCCAGUUCUCAGAAAACACCUGAGAAGGGAGAAGAUUUCGUUGGAUUUUGUACAGCAUCCGACAAACCAAUUGAAGUUUCAGAAGAAAUGCAGAGGACAGCUGCAAAACUAUUGGCUGAUUUUGAAGCAGAGGAAACGCAUCAACCUAAAUUGGAGCAAGAUCACAAAGACCCGUUUCCGUCCGAAUUCGUGGGCUUUCGAACAGCCUCAAACAAAGCUAUUCAGAUAACCGAAGAGAUGGAAAGAAAAGGAGCCAUGUUCAUAGCCCAGUUCAAAACUACAGACCAAACAAACCAAGAUCAUGAAGACACGAAUUCAUCAGAUUUUGUGGGCUUUCGAACGGCCUCAAACAAAGCAAUUGAGAUGACCGAAGAAAUGGAAAGAAAAGGAGCCAUGUUUAUAGCCCAGUUCAAAACUACAGACCAAACAAACCAAGAUCACGAAGACACGAAUUCAUCAGAUUUUGUGGGCUUUCGAACAGCCUCAAACAAAGCAAUGGAGAUGACCGAAGAAAUGGAAAGGAAAGGAGCCAUGUUUAUAGCCCAGUUUAAAACUACAGACCAAACAAACCAGAAUCAAAAAGACACGAAUUCGUCAGAUUUCGUGGGCUUUCGAACGGCCUCAAACAAAGCAAUUGAGAUGACUGCAGAAAUGGAAAGAAAAGGAGCCAUGUUUAUAGCCCAGUUCAAAACUACCGACCACUUAAGUCAGUCAAAGGAAGAUACAUUUUUGCAGGACAUUGCUUUUAGUGAAUGGCAACCCCUUGAUUUUCCAGAAUUUCCAUCAACCUCAAAAAAGCUUACUGUCGACGAGAAGGCCAAUGAGAUUGAGCUUCCACAAAAGAAGACCCCUAGUAAAAAUCAGUCCAUGAAUAUUCCACAGCUUGUUGGCUUUCGAAAGACCCCGUACAAAUUUAUAGAAGUUCCGAAAGAAAUGAGAAUUAAAGGAGAUAAGUUAAUCGCUGAAGUUGAAUCCGGAUUAUAUCAGCCUAGUCAAAAGCGUAACUCACAUACUCAAGAAUAUAGGGGUAACAAUAGCCAAGCCUUGGGUUCAACAGAGUUUGUGGGAUUCAAAACAGCCUCAAAUAAGCCCAUCAAAAUAUCGGAGGAAAUGAAAGCAAAAGCCGCCAAGUUAAUAGCCGAGGUUGAGUCUGGCGAAAUAAUUCAACCAAGCAGAGCUGUGCAACAGGAAGUUGAGAAUGAGUCCGAUUUUGUCGGCUUUCGGACAGCCUCGAACAAACCAAUUGUGAUUUCUGACGAGAUGAAAAAUAAAGCUGCAAAGUUAAUGGCUGACGUGGCAGCAGGAGAAACGUCUAAGAAAAUACCUGCCUGUGAUAAUCAUCAGAGUCAUCGAAGUGUGCUAAAUGAAAGGCGUACUGAAGAUACUCCAAAAUUCAUUGGGUUCCGCACAGCAUCAAGCAAACGCAGAGGAAUAUCUGAGGAGAUGAAAAAUACAGCUGUCAAAGUAAUGGAAGAUGUGCAAAUAGUGAAGCCAACAGAAACUUUUGAGAAUCAAGAUAAAUCCUCCAAUAGUUCUGAUCAAAUAUCUGUGGAGGAACUUCUUGGCUUCGAAAUAAACGAUGAUCUUUAUUUUUCAAUGGAAGAAAACUCCAACGACUCUAUAUUUCCCAGGCUAUCGCAGAGAAAGCAAAAUCAUUUAGAUAUUAAGGAUGACUCAAGUGUAAUGACACCCAAGCGUAGAAGAGACACCUCCGACGGCAUUCCAUCGAGUAAAAGGCGUGCAAGAGAAAGAAACUCACCAGAGAAAAAUCCUUCGCAGGGUAGCAGGCAGUUAGUUAAGACAAAGUCCUGCCAAAGUGAACUUGCAACGCCUCCCCAAUCGCAGGAGAUUCAUGCCUCAUUAUCCCAACUGGCAGGCUUAUCGCCGCUGGACAAGAGCACCAAAACCUCCGUGAUAGCUCGCCGGAAUCUCCUGUCACUAAGCAAACUGCGAAAGAAAAGCAGCACGCCGGCUGAAACUUCCGCGGGGAAAACAAUCACUCCGGCUAAACCCCGAUUCGCUCCCAUGGCGGCUUCGACAAGUACUCCGCUUGCUGACAGAAAUUCGAGUCAAGCCAAGGACUCCAAAAACCUUCGACAGAAUGCAGAGGACAUGUCCCCAAUUUGCAUGCCACCCAAUAAAAGUAGGAAACUUGGUUUGAGUCGGAGUCGCUAUUAAGUAAGCCUGCUUUCCUACAGACGAAGUAUAAAUCGCAGGUCGUUUUAUAGUGGGUAGGAAAGCAUUUAAGGUAUAAGAUUAAAAAUGGUUAAGAUUUGUUUUUUUUUUCGAAGAGAA